AGUGACCGCGAGGCUGUGCGGUGAACUGUCCACGCGAGGCGCUCGUUGCCCAGACAUCAGCCGGCUGACGGCGUAGAUCCGCGGCGUGUAGAUCCGCGCUCCCCGCUCGUCUACCCGCCGUGUUUCUGUGUGGGGCGUUCAGCUCUCUACCCUCCAGCUCCGGGAAUUGGACUGACUUUCUAGCUUCGCUGCCGCUGACAAAUCCACUGUUUCUCCGGCGACUUCCUCGGAUAAAACGUUCAGAGUCUAACUGAAGCCCGAACAGCUUAAUUUGAAGUUGAUUUGCCGUCUGAGCGACAACCCGGAAUUUUUGUUUCCUCCCUGUCCGACUCGCGCGACUUCUUUGUAGCCGUUGGACGGAACGGAGUUUCAACUUAAAACGAACCCGCAGACAUUUUGUUAUUUCUGAGAAUUACAGCGGUUUUUUUUUUCCUCCUACUUUUUUUUUUAUCAACGUACUCGCGGCUGGUGGAAAGAGCGAGCGAACUGAAAAGCUUUUUUUUUUUAAAAGACCACCACAAAAGCGAAGGAGGACACCAUUACUCUCCCCGCUCACUAAGCUAAAUCCAAACACCGCUGGGUGCGUAACGUUUUUUUUUUUUUAAUUUACAUGCGUUGAGCUCUCAUCGCUGCCGCUCGUGCGUUGAGGCGGAAGGCUUUGCAACUGCGAUGGAUCAUUUUGACUGACAGCUUUUGAAGAAUUAGCUAGCUUAGCCAGCGAGGAGCACUUGGUGGCGGUUUCCUGUUCACAGACGCGACGCAGUAAAGACGGGACAGGUUAAAGACUAAUGGUCUUGCUUCACCCGAGACGAGACACCGACUCUUUCACCUCGCGAACGACGGCAAAGUGCAUCACUUAUAUUCGGCUUCAUUCUUUUUCGGGAGGGGGGGUCGCUAGCUCCUGUUAGCUAGUCAUCUUGCUAACGCUGGACGGCUCCUGUGUUCGGCUAGCUUUGGACAAAGGACCAACGCAAGGAGACAUAUAAACACGGGGCACUCAGUUGAUCGUGUUAAGGAAGGAAAGCAACAAACAAGGAAUUGACAUGAUGUUUCCACAAUCAAGACACUCAGCUUCAUCGCAGCAGCUGAAAUUCACAACCUCUGACUCCUGUGACAGGAUCAAGGAUGAGUUCCAGUUCCUCCAAGCACAAUACCACAGUUUGAAGCUGGAGUGUGACAAGUUGGCCAGUGAGAAGUCAGAGAUGCAGCGUCAUUAUAUCAUGUACUAUGAGAUGUCCUACGGGCUCAAUAUUGAGAUGCACAAACAGGCUGAGAUAGUGAAGAGAUUGAACGGGAUCUGCGCACAAGUCCUCCCCUACCUGUCUCAGGAGCACCAGCAGCAGGUCCUGGCAGCCAUAGAGAGGGCCAAGCAGGUCACCCCCCCAGAGAUGAACUCCAUCAUAAGGCAGCAGCUCCAGGCUCACCAGCUGUCUCAGCUCCAGGGCCUGGCCCUGCCCAUGACCCCCCUGCCGCUGGGCCUGAGCCAGCCAAACCUCCCCGCCGUCACCACCUCCUCCGGUCUCUUCUCCCUCUCCUCCCUGCUGGCCUCCCAAGCCCAGCUGGCCAAGGAGGAGAAAGCCUCACGUGACGGAGUUGACAGCCACCGUGAGGAGGACGGAGACAAGUCUGAUUAGAUGGUGUCCCCAUUCAGCUCCGCUUUUUGUCCAGAGACCUGAAUCCCUAGAUCUGAGCCCCCUUGGCCUACAGCCUCUCCCCUGGUCUCCCUUUCGCUGACCUUAGCUAACAUGGGCUUCAAUCCCAUCAACACAGCUCCAGCUACAGACCCCUAACCAACUCCCUUUAUUGGGAGGGCUUUGGCACCUGCCCCUUCUGCCAGACUAGUCCUGAUUGCUUCAUAUUUACCAUACAUAGGUUGUUUCUUUUUGCUUUCUUCUCUCUAUCACCAUCAGUGUCUCCUGUCUCUUUUCUUUAAAUACUGUAUCUCUUUUUGGCAUGUGAUUAAGCUUCAGUUAUUACGUGUUUAUUUUUUUGAUCAGUACUGCUUUCUAUUUCAGUUCCUUCCUUCCGCUCCAUCUCUCAGUUCUUAUUCCUGUUUAGGUUUCAGUUUUCUUUUCUCCAUAACUCUAUUCCUCCACUCACGCCCACCACUUGCCUCUGUUCUAAGAUGGUCCUUGUUAUGCAGGACUGAUCUGUGACACUGAACUGCAGGCUAAACGUUCUUUGGCAAGCUGUAAUACUAUUCAGAAACAACACAGGAUUCCUACCAACUUAAUUUUCCCAACAAAGAGGUCUGACAGAGAUCCGUGGUGUUGAUAUUUUUUUGGCAGUACAGAUUGCAUGCAUUCAUUCCAAGCUACACGUUGGCUUUGAGUUUAAAUGGUGGAUUGUUAUGGAGCAGAGAAGUGGUUUUGAAUUGUGCCCUCGUGUCCUGGUUAAAGAGAGAAUCAUCACACACAUGCAUGCAAACACACACACACACACACACACACACACACGGCCAAACCAAAACACUGCUGCUAGAGCAGAAUUGUUAUAUUGGGAAGACGGCUCCAGUUGACAAACUAAAUUUAUAUCAAGAAAGGAAAAGCACCUCCUUAGAGCAAACUUCCUGCUGAGUAGUUACAAACCCACCUCAGGAAGUAAUUCACCCGAAUCCCCGUCUGACCCUGCGGGUGCGUUCGGUACGAUGCAUCCCACCCCGCACCUCGACUGAAAGGCAACCUUCUCUUGGUUAAAUGAACAGAGAUGCUGCUCGCCUCCUGCACCCUCCCAUUCACCCUUUGCAUCUUUAAUGUGCACUAUUAUUAGAGCGGGCACCGAGGGGAGACGGUGUGCAUGUUGUGUGUUUGACAGCAGAGGGCAGUGUGUGUCUUCCUCCUCGAUGGGUUCAGAGCAGCAGCAACAACAACAACAACAACAACAGGACAAAGACAGAGAACAGGCACUUUCACAAGAGGGAAUAGAUUAUUCACCCACUUUGUGUGUACAAACUUAAUAUACAAAAACUAGACUGGUGACAUUAAUCUCUGCAUGCGGUCAUUCCCAGUCUCUGUCAUGAUCCAGUUCUUUAAUCUGUUUUAGGGAACGUCUCGGUGUGAAACGGACCCUUGAUUUUGAGCCGUCUGUAAUUUAUGAUUUAAAUACGGUACAUUUUGAUUCGCUGUACAGACCUGUCACUCGUCAGACCAACACUACAUUAUUCAGGCGGUUUUACACCCAUGUACAACACCGAGUGGAAAAUCUCCAUGACCUGAGAAAAGAAAAUCAGCGCAGCUCACACAGAUGAAGCACAAGCGUCCGCCACAGCUGCUCCGAUGAGUAAAGACUGCCCCACAGGCCCUGUUUUGAAUUAGCUCGUCCGAUUAGGCCUCUCGUCAGGUGGAAGUUUGGCCAAACCAUGCUGGGGAUAAUGUGACGUGUUCAACAUGUCCGUAUCCAAAACUUUUAUAGUGCCCUCAAAAAUAGCAUAGCAUACAAUAGUAGCAUACAAACUGAGAUUGUGUGAAGUUGUUCUACAAACCCCGACACACACACACACACACACUCUUUCUUAGCCUCCUCUCUGAAUUAACGGCUACACUGUGAGAAUUAAUUAGAUUUAAAAAUUAACAAUCCUUGAAUUUGGGAAAACGCCACUCCAAACCACCUUUUGGCUUAAUGACGAUAAAGCACAUUUUUAUUAUUUAAGAGAUUCACAAAAGGAAAAAAUGUACACAAAUUGCACGUUAUGGCCAAAAGUUCAGACGACAUACUAUUGGUGGGACGACUCCUUCGAUGGCGCUCUUUGCGGUGCAUAUAUGUGGAUACAUGAACCAGGUGUGUAUAAGUUGUACAGGUUUGAUACACACAGAUGAAACGUGUUGCUGUUCCUUCUACAACUAAAGCUGGCAGCACAUCGUCCUCCCACACACUUUGUGUGUCGGGCUACAUGCUGUACUCGUAGUGAUAUGCAGAGCGUGUAGACACUGCGGCUUACACACACACACACACGUCAAUGCAUGUCUGCCGGGGAAACGAGAUUGAUUUUCUUUCUAGUUGAGACAUUUUUUUCAAAAGAAUGUUUGGUCCAAACUUUUCUGUGAUCAAUGCACUUGUUUUUGUUUUUCCCCUCUUAUUUGUUUUUAAAUAUUAAUCAAUAUGAACUAGAACGAGAGUUACAAAGCUGACGUUAUAAACAUACAAAUUAAAUUCUAUGUAUUUGUUCAAGUAGUUGGAGGCGCUUGCCUCCGUAUACAGUUAUACAUAGAAAGCUUUAUGUGUAUAUAGCUGCAUCUUUUCUUGUCUGUCCUGGAUGAUUCUUGUGCUAUUGUGUUACAAAACUGAUGUGACACCAGGGGGGAAACUGCAGUACGUUGACCUUUUGCCCUUUGACCCCUUUUCUCUUCUGACCCGCCCCCCCAUGCCCUCUACUCCCACACCACAUCCCACCUUCCCGACUUUUUGCCCCCAUAGCGUGAAGCAUUGUAAGCGUUUUGAGCUUUGUAAAGGUCUUUUUUUAAAUACUUAUUUUGUGCAUAAUGUAAAACCUGAAAGUGUGUACUUUGGCAAAAAAAAAAUGUUUUGUGUCUGAAAUCAUAGCUUCAUUGAAACAACAACAAAAAAAGAAACUAUUAAAAAGUACAACAAACAUUUACUAUAAAUAAUAUGAAAUGUUCUGCAGUAAGGAAGGACUUCUGGUGCCUUACAAAUAAAGUCAAUCAAAUCAUAA
Molecule: messenger RNA, 4669 nt
Organism: Cyclopterus lumpus (lumpfish)
Lineage: Eukaryota; Metazoa; Chordata; Actinopteri; Perciformes; Cyclopteridae
Gene: tle5
Product: TLE family member 5, transcriptional modulator
Exons: 7
Coding region: 1044-1634 (196 amino acids)
Biological process (GO): negative regulation of canonical Wnt signaling pathway; regulation of DNA-templated transcription
Cellular component (GO): nucleus; transcription regulator complex
Molecular function (GO): protein binding; transcription corepressor activity
Source: RefSeq, a predicted model, not a curated record